Stegodyphus dumicola is the source of this 2922-nucleotide messenger RNA. RefSeq lists its product as uncharacterized. NCBI's taxonomy places the organism in Eukaryota, Metazoa, Arthropoda, Arachnida, Araneae, Eresidae. Gene Ontology annotation, molecular function: RNA polymerase II cis-regulatory region sequence-specific DNA binding; DNA-binding transcription factor activity, RNA polymerase II-specific. Gene Ontology annotation, biological process: regulation of DNA-templated transcription. The record is from RefSeq and is a predicted model, not a curated record.
GCGAUGUAGAAAUGUGCCUGAGCUACGCCUUGACCCACUGUAGAAACUUGCUCUGUUUCCCAUCAGUUGACAGUUUAAUAUUUCUCGAGAAUGAGUAAAUUAUUUUCCAUAUUUUCUUUCCACGCAACUCAUCCGUUUCAGCGAAAGAUUAGUAUUCUUCGGGCAAAAAGACUAAGCCGAAUUUUAUUUGUCAAUUUUAUGGUUCGUUGUUCGGAGUGCUAAAACAAGAAUGAUGACAAACAGCCGUUAUUCAAUGUUUGUUUAAAGAAAUUCUUAUGAAGUAUUGUUGUAGAAAAGUCAGAAUUUCGGCGAUAAAUUUUAUUUCUGCUAUGGAAGUGCGUUAUUAUGUGCUAAUAAUUGCGGUGAUGACCCGCUUUUGUGUACAUUUGCAUUAAAUUAUUUAAAUUUCUAGAAUCCUGCUUAGAUAACGAGUAUUACAGAUUUAACCGAUCAUAAAUGGAAAAUUUGAUAACAGUUUUUCAUUAAAUGUAUUAUUCUGUGUAAAUGAGUAAAUUAGCAUAUUUCAUUCCACCUGGAAGAAAUGAAAAAAGAUGUAAAGUAAUAAGUAAAACGUUUCUAAGUUUAUUACCCGGGGUAUAAUUGAUAUUUUAGUUCCAAAUAUCUAAGUAUUAUUUUUAACAGAAAUUUAUAAAUAGUGGGAUACGUAAAGUAUCCUGAAUAGUGACAAUUCAACUUUUACAUUGCAGAAAUAUUAAAUGUAAUGUGUUUUAUUUAUGCAUCAAUUAUUUUUAAAAGAAAAUUAUGUACAUGUGCUAAAGCAUCAAUAAUCUAUAUUAGUCUCUUUUACUAUCAAAUUUUACAUUAUCAGUUAAAUUCGUAAAUCUGAUGAUUUUCAAGUAAGCUAUGAAAUUUAUGUGCGUCAAUAGUUAUUUUUCUAAAAGAAUUUAUAUAUGAUGCUGUUAGUAACCAUAAUAGAAGAAGUGGUUAUGUAGCAUGUGCUUGAGAUAGUUUCAUCAAAGCUGAACUGGAAAUAGAUUUCAGUGCAUAUAAAUGAAACUUAUACAUUUAGCAACAGUUUCUUAUAUAUAGCAUUCAGUUAUAUAUACAGGUACAUAUGUAAAAAAAUAUAUAAACUUUUGUCUCCACACUGAUUGGAAAACUGCCUGAGAAGUAUGUGGUGUAUGUAAAUUUGCUUACAAAAAAAUUGACCUUUGUAUUUUAGCACAUAGCAUUAUACUUUUGGAUUACAAGUUACAAUCAUGCAUACCAACAUGAGUACAAAACCAUAUAGAUGUCAUGUAUGUAGAAAGUCAUUUGUACAUGCAAAUGCAUUUAAAAAACAUGUUGCUAUCCAUACUUGUGAGAGAUCACAAAAAUGUGAUGUAUGUUACAAAACUUUUGCACUCAGAAAUGACUUAAUCUCGCAUACGCGAUGCAUCCACAUGCCAGAAAAACCUUAUGUAUGUAAUGUAUGUAGCAAAUCAUUUGCACGCAAAGCUAAUUUAAAUGUACACGUGCUUUAUCACACUGCUGAGAAACCACAUAAGUGUCAUAUAUGUAGCAAGUCAUUUGUAAGUGUAAGUGCAUUAAAGAGACAUGCACUUGUCCACACUGGUGAGAGAUCAUAUGAAUGUGAUAUAUGUAGUAAGACAUUUGUACUCAAAAAUGAUUUAAUCUCGCAUUUGCGUAUUCACACUGGUGAAAAACCACAUGUAUGUAAUGUAUGUUGCAAGACGUUUGCUCGCAAAAGUAAUUUAAAUGUACACAUGCUUUCCCACACUGGUGAGAAGUCGCAUGAAUGUUUUAUGUGUAGUAAGACAUUUGGACAGAAAAGUCACUUGAAUAUGCAUAUGCGCAUUCAUACGGGUGAGAAACCACAUGAGUGUGAUGUGUGUAGCAAAUCAUUUACAUGUAAAAGUCAUUUAAAAUUACAUAUGCUUACUCACACUGGUGAGAAAUCACAUAAGUGUGUUAUAUGCAACAAGUCUUUUUCACAAUUGAGUAGUUUGACUAGGCAUGUAUUUACACACACGUGUGUGAAACCACAUCUCUGUGAUGUAUGUAAUAAAUCAUUUGCAUGCAAAAGUCAUAUGAAGGAACAUAUGCUUAUCCAUAUUGAUGAGAAACCACAUACGUGUAUUACAUGUGGGAAAUCAUUUGCUUGGAAAUGUGCCUUAAAGAGACAUAUGCUUAUGCACAUUGGUGAAAAACCACAUUAAUGUGUUGCAUAUUAUGAAUAUUGUUAAAUUAAGCAAAUAGGCCAAUAACUACAGAUUGGGGACCCAGGGCAACAGAUCAUAAUGGGGCCUCCUUCUUUAUUGUGUCUCCUAACCUCGGUCCUUUAUUAUUAUUAUUAUUGUUUUUUUUUUAAGUUAUGGUUGAUUGUUUUCUUGAAAAUUAAAGUAGCUUUACACACUUUAAUUGAGUGAAAAUAUUUUCGAUAAAUGUCUCGGGUGUGUGCUAUUAUAUAUUAUUUUUGACUAGUGUUUAAUACUGUUAAAUCAGAAAGAAUAUUAUGUCCAAAGCCGUUUGAUGCCACACAGAAUGUAAUUAGAAACUUAUGCAAUAUAAUGAUAUUUACUAUCAAAAUAUGUGCUAUACUGUAUUUUUUUUUGUCCCAACUGGUGAUCUACCGAAUUUCACUAGUUGAUCUGUUUUAUACCUGAUGGUGCCACCUCUUUUUCACACCAUGUUGUUUUUAAAAGCAGUAUUUAUGCUUAUCGUUUCUUUCACAUGCAAUUUUUCUGUUGAAUUUAUGAAGAGUUUUUAAAAUGUUGUCUUCGAAUCUUUGUUAUCAAUUUACUCUCAAAUAGAAAUUUAUUUUUUUCACGUUUACAUUACAAAGAGUUGAGGAAGCGCUUCCGCAGAGAACCCGGUAAAUGUAAACAUCGCCAACUUUGGCAAUAAUAGUUCAAACCUGGUAACCCAGCGGAUUUAUCCUAUUCGCUUGUUCGAAGUUUG